ACGCUUAAAGUUGAGCACACGCAGGGACUCGUAACAAGAUGGAGAAAACUGGGAUCAUGUCUUAUCUACUGGCUGUAUGUGUGCUCGUGGCGAUGACACUGCAGCCUGCUGAUGCCGUUGCGGCUUACUUCUACCAGCUCAAGAACUGUCAAGGCGUUGCUGUUGCGUGCUUGAAUCUCAAGCCGAAUUUGUGUUGUGCACUUAAGGGCCACACAUGGAAAUCGGUGGAGUUCAAAAAUGCGAAGUCCUGCCAUGCAACGUUCGCAUUUGCAGAGAAGCUUUGUAAAGCUCCCGGGGGCACGGCCAAUGGCGACCAUUGCUUCACAAAUCGUCCGUUGUUCAGAACCGCAAAGUACAUAAACAACUGCCGUACCUCUGGCACGUAUCGUGAUGUGGAGGCGGAAACAGCCUGCACCACUGUUGAGCCAAACUCCAUUGUGUACACUGACAGUGCGAGCAAGGGCUCCUGGAUCCUGUACCACGACGAAGCAACACACGUCGUCAACGAGCUGGCGGAUUUGCCCGAGGGAGAGUUAGUUGCAUGGCUUCAAGCUCGAGGAGCUUCUUACGAAUCGGCAGACUCUAGUGAGAUCAUCAAGACAGUCGUUUCCAACUGAUGGGAAGUAGCUUGUGCAUUUGGAGUUGAGCUUUAGUGAGAUAUUUAUGGGAUCCGUAGUGAAUAAAUAUAUGUACACAUAUCUACAUACAUG
This is a messenger RNA of Marchantia polymorpha subsp. ruderalis, 710 nucleotides long. The record is from the annotation of a GenBank genome assembly. Lineage: Eukaryota; Viridiplantae; Streptophyta; Marchantiopsida; Marchantiales; Marchantiaceae.